GAUCUUAAAAGGGGAAAAUAAAAAGAUCAUAAACCUAAGUCGAUCCCUUGAAUCUUUGUGUUGUUUGUCUUACGAUUGUUGGGUUGAGAUCAGCUAUUUUUAGAUAGCUUGCGGCGUGAAAAGAAUCUGUGUGGAGGACGUUUGGCUGGAGGACCACUGACGGCGAGUUGACGGCGAGGUGGUUUGAAGUAGAGGAGGAGGGAAAUAAAGCGAUUUGCUCAGAGAUAUGGGGUCAAGCAAGAGGUAUCCAAGUAGGUUGUAUGGGGUUGGUAAUUUUCCACUGCCGAUGAGAAGCAUGCACCACGAUUGUAGUUUGUCCAAUCUUGGUGGUUUGAAAGGCUUUGUUGGUGAUGAGGUGUAUGACAAAAUAAGAAAGAAUUCGCAGCUGGGAGUUCUAUUGGAUCUAGCCGAAUCUGACUACCUGUUUUGUGGGAAGACCAUCCAUUAUCUAUUGUCCAAUCAAUUGGCAAUAAACAUUCCUUCGGAGGUAUGGUUUUUGGUUGGAGGAAAGCCGCUGAGGUUCUCUCUAUAUGAAUAUGAAGAAAUUAGUGGUUUGAAUUGUGAGAAGAUUGAUGAAACAGAGUUUGAAGUCGAUCAUACACCUUUAUGGGCGGCUUUAAAGGUGAAAGCUUUUAAUGGACCCAACUGGGAGGAGCUAGUUGAGGGUUUGAGAAGCUGCCGUGGGUGGUCUGAUGAAAUGAAGACGCAGAUAGCUCGGUUGUAUCUUGUUCAUGUUGGAGUGCUUGGUUUAUCAAGGAACAGUCGGAUUCCUCUGGAAUACGCUAAAAGGGCGUUGAAUGAAGAAGCAUUUGAGAGUUUUCAAUGGGGUAGGGUUGGAUUCAAGAGUUUAGUUGAUUCCAUCAAAGUCCUUGGGUGA
This is a messenger RNA of Camelina sativa (false flax), 877 nucleotides long. The record is from RefSeq and is a predicted model, not a curated record. Lineage: Eukaryota; Viridiplantae; Streptophyta; Magnoliopsida; Brassicales; Brassicaceae.